This is a messenger RNA of Mizuhopecten yessoensis (Yesso scallop), 3998 nucleotides long. RefSeq lists its product as uncharacterized. Bases 54 to 1712 code for a protein of 552 amino acids. Gene Ontology annotation, cellular component: plasma membrane. The record is from RefSeq and is a predicted model, not a curated record. The transcript has 17 exons. NCBI's taxonomy places the organism in Eukaryota, Metazoa, Mollusca, Bivalvia, Pectinida, Pectinidae.
UCCGCUUAGUACCUCGUUCGGCGGUGAAAUGUGGUUAUGACAGUUUGCCUGCUAUGGCAGGACUCCUCGGUUUCUUAGUCCAUGUCGUGUCCGAGCUUCGGACACCGGUGGAGGAACGGAAUGGCCGGAGAAGGGUCUGGGGGAGAGUUACAAGGGACUUACUGACAGUUUACAAACAGUAUGCCUGUAGUAAGAACAGACUUCCUACAUGCCGUCUUCGAGAAGCCUUCAAUUCCCUCCACCUUUUUCCAUCCAACUCACAGGUGUAUGAGAUGGUGCAGUGUGCUGUAGAAUGUGGCAGCCCCUGUGAACUAGACAAUAUCAGCUUUGGGGAAUUCUGUGUACUGGUGUCGGAACUCCAAACUUACUACCUCAGGAAACCAGUGACACCUCAACCACGGUCCAUGUACAGAGAGAGAUCGUCAUCCAGUCCUUGCAAACGGUGGCAGCAUAGAGUGUUCCUCGGCGGAUCUUGUAACCCUACAAGCUGGCGACAGGAUACAGCUAUCCCAUUCUUCAAACAGCAUGGCAUCACCUUCUACAACCCACAAGUGCAAAGCUGGAGGGAAGAGUUGGUGGAGCUGGAAGCUCGGGCAAAACAGGGAGCAGACAUUUUGUUUUUCGUGAUUGAUAACCAGACCAGGGCUAUAACCUCCAUGAUAGAGACUGCCUAUCUUGUGGCCACCCGGCGGCAAGUGAUUGCUAUUAUACAUGAAUAUGACAAGAACAUAAAGAUCUGUGGGGAGGAGGUCCCAAACAGUGAGGUGAAGGACCUGUUGAGAGGCAGACAGAUACUGGUGGAUUUAGUCGAAAGAAACAGCAUACCAGUGUUUACAAGCCUUAACACAGCCCUUACCUGUACCCAGACUGCACUAGACAAGGGGUUGAAGAUAGAGGAGCUGAUCGUGGAUGAUGGUGUACAGCCUGUACUGUAUGGCUACCUCAAAGUGGGAACAGCACUACUUCAGAUGAGGGAGGCAUUCAACUCCAUGGACAGUACAGGAUCUUGUCACAUCAGUGCUAAAGACGUGUGCUUGGCCUACAAGAGCUGUACGGGAGGUCAGAUCCUUGAUCUGGAGUGGCUAAGUAACCAUAGAAACAGGAGCCAUGAUGACCAGUACAACUUUGAGGCCUUCUGUUGUAUCGUGGUGGAGUAUCAGAGGAAGAGCAAGCCGUUCAUAGAAAAGUUGAUUCAGCUGUUCAGAUGUUUACUUCAAAAAUUAACCAAUCAUUCCAUAGCGCUGAACUGCAGUAAUGUACAAGAGGGGCGAGACAUCUACCUUGGGGGUAGCUGUGGUGACUCCAACUGGAGGGAGAGGAUAGCUGUUCCACUUCUGAGGAAGCAUGGCUUGUCCUACGCCAACCCCUUUGUCAAUGACUGGGAGCAACGACUCAUCCCCAUCCAGGUGGCCAUACGUGAAAAGUGUCGUCUGCUCCUCUACAUCAUCUCAGACAGGACACGAUCAAUAUCAUCUAUGAUCGAGGCUGGUUACUACAUUGGGAAGGGCUGUAAAGUUGUGCUGUGUGUCAAGGAACUACCCGAUGAUGUCACAGUAGGCAAGGAGGCUUUGUCUGAGUGUGCUGUGAAAGACUACCAGCGGGGCAGGGCCUACCUGAUAGACCUUGCAAGUCGUGAGGGCGUCCAUCUCUUUGAUGAUGUCACAGAAGCAGUUAUAUGUGCCAUAAACUAUCUCAAAGACGGACACAUGUGACAGAUUUUACCUCACCAAGGAACUGACCAACUGUUUAUUUCAACCAAGGACAGAUUCACAGAAGACAGACAUGGCAGGAGGGCCAGAGAAAACAUUGACAUGAGGGAUACACAAUAAUCUCAGUAUAGAUGGUCACCGCUCAUAAGAACCGGAAUGUAAAUUGUUGGUGGAUAUUUUGCACAGUGUUUUCAGGUGGUGCACUUUAUAUAUAUAUACACGUAAAGGUUUGCUCCAUACAACAGUUCAUUUCAAAUAGAUGAUUAUCCAAAACUGUCAGUUUAUUGGUAGAAGCUCUCAUUGCUGCUGUUCAUUGAGUAUGAAUUCUGUCUCUGACCUACAUGCUUGCGGAACAACCGGUGCGUCUGCUUUUUUAAUGUAAAGAUUUCGGGUAAAAUCCUGGCGAACCUGCAGAUGUUUAUGCAGGCCUUGCAAGGCUUUGUCAAGAUUCGCCUGAAAGCAGUACCAGAUUACUAGGUCAACCUUAUGUCAUUAACGAACAACUGUGGUCCAACCAGUCCAACCGUUUGGAUCGCGAUAAAAGAAAGCGGCCAAUAAAGAUGUUAUUUCUCAUAGGUUGUGCUUUGACGAUAUCAAAGAAGGGGAGUUAACUCUAGCUCUCUGUUGCUAUCAAUAAUGUGGUCAAGAGAUGCCACCUGUGUUUUUAUGUGAAAAAUGGCGAAUAACUGGCAAAAAGAUUUACAGAUGCUUUUGUUAAAAAAAAUGUUAAUAUUUGGAAGAUUUUGUUUUUUUAUUUUUACCAGAUUUUAUUUUUUAGAAGAGACUUUAUAACCUCAUGUUUGUGAAAUCCCUGCCUAAAAAACAAUCAACAAUCAUUUGUAAGGCUUGGAUUUUUGUUAUAUGUAUAUUUACAUGAUCAUAAAAAUCCAUGUUAUCUAGAUAGCAGGAGGUAUAUAGCAUAAAGAUUGUUUGAUUUAAAUAUAUUUUACUGGUAAAUACUGCACGACGGGUUUGGACGCAGGUCUAACCAACUUAUCUAUGUCCUGUCACUUGGCUUGUAUGUUGGUCCCACACAAUACCUACCUCACCCCCAGUACACUCACCACUUGUACCUCGAUUACUGUAAAAGUAUCCACAAGCAAAUAUAUAUGCAGAGGGAGACUAUAGAUAUAUAUAUUAUAUGCUGUGUAACAGGAAGUUUUCGCCCAGUUAAAUAUUCGCCCUCUGGCGAUAAAAUCCAUGUUUGCCCAGUGUUAAUUUAGCCCUUCACAUGUACAUGUACUGUCUAAUUGGAAAAGCAACCGAUUCCCGACAAUCGAUUAUGAGAUGUCAACAUCGAUGAUAGUUUUCAAAACCAGAAGUCAAGUUCUACUUUCAUUCUCCCUAAGAGAGAACGGGAGUUCUAUGUCAUUUUACUCUGAACUAUAACUUCUUACCAAUCAUGCUAUUUAAACAUAAUUAAUUGUAAAAAAUAUAAAUGAUAACUGUUCAUUAAUAAAGAUUGUUUCGUUAAAAUGGUAUGAUAAUAAAUAAAGAUACGAAACUAUGCGGAAAAGUUGAAAUUUCAUUAGUAGUAUUAAUAAAAGGAAAAGCCAUAUGCCAUUGUUAAAAAAACAGUAAAUAUUUGUUAUCAUUAAUAAUCAAAAAUCGAUCAGUUUUUAUAUUAUAUCCGAUCAUCGAUGUUGAAAUCUCAACCGAUUCCCAGCACUACAAGUAGAUAUCAUUGCUAAAUGUGUAGGUUAGAAGUUUGAAUUGUAUAUGGUGCUUUGUACGUCCUGUUUACACCCAAGCCAUUGUAGAAAUUAUAGUGUUGUCACAUCAGAAAAAACUCAUAAACAUUACUAACUUUGUCUGAAUUAUUAAGAUGUAAUUGUAAGUAUAACCUAACCUUUGUUUCGAUCAGUUGAUUAACUGUUGAUCUAUUCAGUAUAACAUAAUUUUAACAAUAAAAGGAUCCCAUCCCUUUGCAGGAAAGGUUACUAUGCAUAAGGAACUUCCUGUUUUGGCAUGACUAUAGCUUUGAUAAAUCAUUCUGAAAAGAAAGUCAUACCCUUUGAAACUUUCAUGACAAAACAAUAGAGAUGAAAUUACAAAAAUCUACAGCAGUGUUCUGAGUGUAAAAAUGCAAUGGUGCCACUGACCAGGAUUUGAAUGCCAGACCUCAGAUCAUUAUACUGUCGCUCCAACAAACUGAGCUGCCUGGUUAACAAAAGUACCCUUGCCCAGCCCCAUUAUAUUCAAAACGAAAGUAAAGUUAUAUUUAGGAAUAUUUUUGGAGCAAUUUUUAUACGCCCGUCAAAGACGGGGACGUAUUAUGUUAUCACGUGA